ACAAUAGUAAAAUCAUUGCAUACAAGUUGGAUUAUUCUCGCUGAUUCGCUGGUGUGUACCAAAUUCAGAGAUUUUAAUGCAAUGUAUGUCUCUUCUCAACAGAGGUUUCGUUGUUCUUUGGAGGCACGGGAGAGGUUAGCCCACAAUGACGAACUCUAAGGGUUAUAGAAGAGGAACGAGAGAUUUGUUUUCUCGAAAAUUCCGGAGGCAUGGUACAAUUCCAUUAUCUACAUAUUUGGAAGUGUACAAAGUAGGAGAUAUUGUUGAUAUUAAGGGAAAUGGUGCAGUGCAGAAAGGUAUGCCAUACAAGUAUUACCAUGGCAAGACUGGCCGCGUUUUUAAUGUGACACCCCAUGCACUUGGUGUUAUUGUCAACAAGCGAGUACGUGGCAAGAUUAUUCCCAAAAGAAUAAAUAUUCGCAUUGAACAUGUAACACAUUCAAAAUGCAGGCAAGAUUUCAUGAAGCGUGUGAAGGAGAAUGAAAGACUGCGCAAAGAGGCAAAGGAAAACAACACAGCUGUUCAACUGAAACGCCAGCCUGCGCAGCCAAGGUCACCACACAUCGUUAAUGGCAAGCAAGAACCCAUCCUCCUUGCACCAAUUGCAUAUGAAUUUAUUGCCUAAAAAAGCAAUUGUGAGAGACAAUGUGAUGAAAGUGUUGAACUCUUUGUGUUGCAAUUUAUUAUCCAUAAUGGAUGGAGUUAUGUUGGUUGAUCACCAGAAUUGUGGAAUUAAUAAAAACUCUCGACAUUGCUAAAA
Molecule: messenger RNA, 760 nt
Organism: Schistocerca piceifrons (Central American locust)
Lineage: Eukaryota; Metazoa; Arthropoda; Insecta; Orthoptera; Acrididae
Gene: RpL21
Product: 60S ribosomal protein L21
Exons: 5
Coding region: 146-625 (159 amino acids)
Biological process (GO): translation
Cellular component (GO): cytosolic large ribosomal subunit; ribosome
Molecular function (GO): structural constituent of ribosome
Source: RefSeq, a predicted model, not a curated record